AAUACCACACAAGUUUUCAUUUGAGAUUUGGCAACUACGGCUUGCCGUACACAAAGCUUCCGGGUAGCAAUAGCUACCGCGCGUGCGCAAUGUUGUUGUAUGCUUGAGCCUGUAAGAGAUUUGAAAAAGCAGUAAAUGGAUAGUGAGGACGCUCCAGCCCAGCGGCCAGUCACUUUGGACAUCACAGUAGAGGAUGUCACCCAGGAGACGCCAUCCCCAUGUCCUCCAGAGUCAACUAGCAGUCAAACUCCUGCCAGAGAUAAUUUCCUGCCACAGGGAGAGAGCAUCGACCUUGGGGGAGACUUUGCAACGCCCCAGGGAGACAGCAGUGCUUCACCCCCAGAAAGUCUGAUGGACAAGCUCAAUGACCAAAUGAUGGAGAGUGUCAUUAUCUCAGAUUCAGCCAAUAACAGUGAGGAGGAGGAUGUUGCUCCCAUUGACUCAUUCCUUGAAUGUGGCGUUGAUGAAGGAAAUGAAAGAUACACAUCAUGUGACACUGAGGAACAAACCGACUGCAUACAGAUUAUGACUGAGACUGACAUUUCAGAUGUGCAGCAGGAAGAAGAAUCUGACAAAAAUGAGGAGAUAAAACCAAGAGAGCGAGCAAAUUCAUCUCACACUGACACACAGUGUCCAUCUAGUUUUAAAAGUGAGCAACCAGUGUUGGAAAUGGGGACAAAUAUCAAAGAUGAGCCUGUGCCAGUUUGCACUAUAUUUAGCCAGAGUAAGCAGCCAAAUUCCCUGAUACCUGACGGCUUCCAGCCCACCCUCAUCAAGUCCCCGAGCUUUAGUAUGGGGAGCGGUGGGGGAGGUGAUGAAGCAGUAACCCCCAGCAAGUUGACCAUUCCACUUGUAUGCCAGCCUAGCCCUAGCCUCAGCAAAUUCUUCAGUGACAAUGGACAGGGCAAUCCAGCCUCUGACUUUUUUGAUUCCUUCAUGGCCCCCUCCUCCUUCAUCUCAGUGUCCAACCCCAAUGCAGAGAUCCCUCCAGGCCCAACUGAUACACCUAUAGCCACAAACCCCCACCAGCUCUCUUUUACCUCCUCCUCCUGCGCCACCCCUGGUACACCCACUCCCCACUCAAGACAUAGGUCUGCCACUCCUGACUUUGCAGCCAAGUGUCAGUCUCCUCCAUCCCCAACAUUACCAUCUCCAAGUCAAGCCCUUGCCUCAGCUCCAGUCACACAGGCUUUCAACCAGCUACAGGCUGUGUUCUCCGGAAGUGACGAUGCAUUUGCAACGGCGCUCAGUCUGAGCGAGGUGGACAGACGCCAUGAUGCAUGGCUGCCAUCUGAGGAGACGAGGAAGUCAUUGCUCUCCAUGGCCACACAGCAGUAUAGCCCAGUAUAUGCAGAGAGUAACAGACUCACCAUGCCCGGCCUUAAGUUUGACAACCUUCAGGGUGAUGCUGUAAAAGAUUUAAUGCUUCGAUUCUUGGGGGAGCAAGCGGCCAUGAAACGACAAGUUCUUACUGCCAACUCUGUGGAACAGUCCUUCCUGGGUCUCAAACAGCUCAUUAGCAGUAAGAACUGGCGAGCAGCGGUUGAUCUGACAGGCCGUCUUUUGACAGCUCAUGGCCAGGGAUAUGGAAAAGCUGGACAGCCAACUUCCCAUAUCACUAACUCACUUCAGCUUUGGUUCGUGCGUUUGGCCCUUCUGACCAAGCUAAACCUCUUCCAAAAUGCUGAGCUGGAAUUUGAGGCUUUUGGUGACCUGGAUCAACCAGACCUUUUUUAUGAGUACUACCCCACUGUAUAUCCCGGUAGAAGAGGUUCCAUGGUGCCAUUCUCCAUGCGGUUACUGCAUGCCGAGUUUCCCCAGCACCUGACUAAGCCCCAGGAGGCUCUGGACCGCCUGCACAAUCUCAAAACUGUCUGCCUCACAAUCCUGGAGAACUUGGAUAAAGGCUUGGCCGAGGAUGGCGGCACGAUCACCCUAACAGAGGAGAAUCGGCAAGAAUCUCUGAAGCUGUGGAAAUCUCGUCUCAGUCGAGUCCUCUACUCCAUGGCCAACUGUCUGCUGGUGAUGAAGGACUAUGUUCUGGCUGUAGAAAUCUAUCACUCCAUCAUCCAGUAUGAACCCCAGCAGAGAGCACAGCUGGUCAGUGGCAUAGGACGCAUCUUUUUGCAGAUUGGAGACAUUAAAGCAGCUGAGAUGUAUUUCUGCGAUGUGGAGAAAACAUGCCAGAUGACAGACAGCGAGCCCUGCCUCACAACAUGUGUGUUGAUGAACAGGGCAUUUGUCUACCUCAGUCAGAACAACUAUGCUGAAGCACAUGCAUCCUUCAUGGAUGUUUUAAAGAUGGAUCCAAAAAACCCAGUUGCCAACAACAACGCAGCCGUGUGCCUGCUCUACCUGGGCCGUCUCAAGGAGUCCCUGGGCAAGCUCGAAGGCCUGGUGCAGCAAGACCCAGCCCUCUACCUCCACGAGAGCGUCCUCUUCAACCUAACCACUAUGUAUGAACUGGAAUCUUCACGCAGCACCCAGAAGAAGCAGGCGCUGUUGGAGGCUGUGGCCUGCCGAGAAGGAGACAGCUUCAACACUCAGUGCCUCAAACUGAGUGUUUGAAAAAAUGAGGCCUUGGGGAAGAGGGCACGAUCUACUGUACAAGCAACCCCCCCCCCCCCCCCACUCCCAAUGUGGGUCUUGCUCAUGCAAGAGAGAGGUGACUGUUCAGUGCUUGGAUUGGUUUCUCAAAAGCAUUUUCUUCUACCAAAAAUAAGAGGCUAAACCCCAUCUGUAGACAUUAGAAUUGUUAAGGAAUGCUUUGACAAUUGGGAAAUACAGUAACUCCUCAUUGUUGAUAUUUUGUUUGAUUUUUUUUUUUUUUUUACACAAUAUUAUACAGUACUUCUUAAAAGUUUGACUAUUCAAGCCAGAGUUCUUUUCCGAUGACACCUUCAAUUGAACUGGUUGGCAAAUUAAGAUUUGUUGAACAUUUUGUUAACAAUAUAAUUCAAAUACUUACACUCUUCUGAAAUCAACCAGACACUUCAGCUCCACCAUAUGUUGACAGUUGAAGUCGUGGCGCGUAAGUGUUUAGUGCUAGGUCGAAUAGUAUGCUGCUCGUACUCAACAGGCUUGCCAGGCCAGCGAGUACGAAAUCUAGAUGGGCUUGGAUGCUACGCCAACUGCCUCACAGGUGGUAUUUCAUCAUAUCAAUACAGUGGACCCCCAAGCCAGACUACGAAUAGCGAAAAUCUGCAGAUAAUUGAUGCCCAUUAUCAUUAAUUACAUUGGAAAUAUAGAUAUACGCACUACAUUGCCAAAGGUAUUUGCUCACCUGCCUUGACUCACAUAUGAUUUUGUGAUAUCCCAUUCGAAAUCCACAUGGUUUAAUAUGACGUUGCAGCAUCAACUCUUGUGGGAAGGUUUUGGAGUGAGUUGAUUGGGAUUUUUGCCCAUUCUUCCAGGAGCAUAUUGGUGAGGUCACAUACUGAUGUUUGACGAGAAGGCCUGGCUCACUGUCCGCUCCAAAACAACCCAAAGGUGUUCUGUCAGAUUGAGGGCAGGACAGUCAAGUUCAUCCAUACCAAAUUAUUUCAUCCAUCUCUUUAUGGACGUUGCUUUGUGCACCGGUGCACAGACAUGUUGGAACAGGAACGGGUAAUCCCCAAACUGUUUGACUGUCAAAUAUCUCUUGCGACGCUGAAGCAUUCACACUUCCUUUCACUGGAUCUCACGGCUAAUAUUUUGGACAUUUCCAACUUUGUGGGAGCAGUUUGAGAGUUUGAUGUGGAUGAACUUGACUGGCCUGCACAAUCCUGAACUUUUGGCAAUAUAGUGCGUGUGUGUGUAUAUGUAUGUAUAUAUAUAUAUAUAUAUAUAUAUAUAUAUAUAUAUAUAUACAUAUGUAUGUAUAUAUAUAUAUAUGUAAAUGUGGUUGUAUGUUACUUGAUCGAACAGCUUUGGGAUAAAUUGGUGUGCAAACUUGAGAGCCAGGCCUUCUCAUCCAACACCACUGUGUGACCUCACAAAUGCACUUCUGGAAGAAGGGUCAAAAAUUCCCGAUACACAUUCCUGGACCUUGUGGAAAGCCUUUUCAGAAGAGUUGUAGCUGUUAUAGCUGUAAAAGGUGGACCUAUGUCAUAAACCCCAUUAAUUAAGAAGAGCAUGUCACUUCAGAUCAUAUCUGAGUCAAGGCAGGUGAGCGAAUACCUUUGGCAAUAUAGUGUGUAUAUAUAUAUAUUUUUUUGAAACCCAAAAAAUACUUGAAUAAAUGGGUAUAUACCACCAAUUGGUGUUUUCGGUGUUGGUUACCCCCCAAAAAGGGGAAAAAGAACAUUGGAAAAAAAAGAUUUUGCGAAUAGGUGAAUCUGCGGGGGUCCACUUAAUUACAUUCUAUCAAAUCUGCAGGUUCACAAUGUGAGACGAGCUGAGUUUGAACAUAAACCAAGUUUGUGAGACAAGGGCAUUAUACUAAGACUCACUAUGCUUAAAGUCCAUUAAGCAUGCACUGCAUGCAAUAUACAUAAACCACUGUGAUUGUAUUGUAACUUCCUGUGUGUGUGUGUGUGAGUAUAUACAUGGGAAUAUAAUGUGUAUAUAAAUGAAAAUACAAUGGUCAUUGUUUUUCAGAUUCAAUGAUUAGCGUGAUUAUGUUCUUAAAAACAUUCAAUUUUACUGUUUAUAUAUAGUGUUCAUCAUAAUUCUGUAUGAAUGUUUUCUUUACCAUAAUAAAAGCAAUGUUAGUUCAAAGUGCAUAGGAAAACUCCAUACCAUACUUUCAUUGACGACAGUGACAUUUUAUUGUUGGCGGGGGGGCAUGUCCGUCGCAUUAGUUUGUUUGUUUGUUUGUUAAUACGCUGCUGGAUUUAUAGAACCUGGCAAACAAAUAUGUCACUACACAUACUUGUUGCAUAAAUGCUUUGAUUUCAAAUGACAUUACUAUUUCAAUAAAUGUUCCAAAAAACGGA
Messenger RNA from Phyllopteryx taeniolatus (common seadragon), 4916 nucleotides. RefSeq names its product trafficking protein particle complex subunit 12 (gene trappc12). Bases 136 to 2568 code for a protein of 810 amino acids. Gene Ontology annotation, cellular component: TRAPP complex; Golgi apparatus. Gene Ontology annotation, molecular function: protein binding. The transcript is spliced from 12 exons. The record is from RefSeq and is a predicted model, not a curated record. Lineage: Eukaryota; Metazoa; Chordata; Actinopteri; Syngnathiformes; Syngnathidae.